Messenger RNA from Juglans microcarpa x Juglans regia, 934 nucleotides. RefSeq lists its product as uncharacterized. The coding region runs from base 186 to 863 and encodes 225 amino acids. The transcript has 4 exons. Lineage: Eukaryota; Viridiplantae; Streptophyta; Magnoliopsida; Fagales; Juglandaceae. The record is from RefSeq and is a predicted model, not a curated record.
UUUUUCUUCGUAAUUAUAUACCCGACCGUUGAAACCGUUUCCUCUCUCUGAUACUCAAAAGAGUGCGCAAACACCGAAAACUUGUUGGCUUCUAUAGAAAGAAUCAAGUGCAACUGCAUGCUAUGGAGCUAGUAUCGAUUAAUAUGAACUUUUGCAUGAGACCGUGACCUUGGAUUUAUCUCACCAUGGGGGGUGUCAUCAGUAAAGCUGCAAAUGGCAUUGGAGGUGUUCUGGGAAAUGCUUUCUUAACUCCAAUUAGGACUAUCUUCGGUGGUUCAUGCGAGGGUGUUUGUUCAGGACCUUGGGAUGUGGUAUGUUUCAUUGAGCAUUUGUGUGUCUCCAAUCUGGUGAAACUGUUGAUGAUCUUGGUCCUUUGCUAUAUAAUGUUACUGUUCUUCUACUUGCUGUUAAAGGUGGGGAUCUGCCAAUGCAUUGCAAGAAGCCUUUGUAAGAUGUGUUGGGCAGCAUGUGAGACAUAUUGGUUUGCUUUAGAAGACAUUACGUGUUUAUUGUGGCACAAGUUAAAGAACGCCAAGAGGAUAAAUCGCCGCCGCCGCCACCGCCGACACCAUUUCCAAGAUGUUGAACUAGGUUCCAGUUCAAGUUAUCGUGAAAGUGAUUUUUCAGACAAUUAUCGUCAUUUAAAUGUCAAACGAAAGCGAAAAAAGGAUCAGUUUGGGAGCUCUCUCUACCCUCCAAGUAGGCAUAGUAGCCACAGUCACCAUCACCAUCAUACUAAGGAUAUAUCCAUUCAUGUUAAGGGUGGGUCUCGACGAUUAAGGAGCUCGAGACAAUUCCAAUUGAGUAAGGUAAGAAAUGCUCAAAGAGAGGCUCGGAUUUUUAAGAAGAGGAGGCUUAGAUGACCUUAUCAUGAUUAGACAUAUUAUUUUGGCAUUAUCACUAGCUUAGGUGAAUGUCUCUUUAGCUGCAAAUU